This is a messenger RNA of Sarcophilus harrisii (Tasmanian devil), 1161 nucleotides long. RefSeq names its product doublecortin domain-containing protein 1. Gene Ontology annotation, biological process: regulation of mitotic cytokinesis. Lineage: Eukaryota; Metazoa; Chordata; Mammalia; Dasyuromorphia; Dasyuridae. The record is from RefSeq and is a predicted model, not a curated record. Gene Ontology annotation, molecular function: microtubule binding.
AUGGCUAAUAGGAGGUUUUCUUCUGUUCGAGCAUUUAACUAUGUAUUGAGAGCUUUAUUUUUCAGGGAUUUUGUUGCUAAUUUUGGAGGUGGGAAGAAAAGCAAAACUCUAGGCAGCCAGCCUCAGUUUGGCCCCAACAUCUGUCUGCUAUCGGCAACGGUAUCAAGAGGGUCAGGGCUUCAAGAUUGUUCCAAACAUCAAACGAAAUCAGAUCAUAGCCAUGAUGAAAUAUCAGACUCGUAUAGCCACAAAUCAAAUAGUACAAACAACUCCUGUCUUAUAUCAUCAUCCAAGAGAAGCAGACUUGUCAGUAUUCCAUGGGGUCAGCUGAGGCUGGCCCAAGACAUAUCUAAAAUGCCCCCAAAGAAUUAAAUGUCCCCAUAAAUGAUUAGGGUAACAGUUUACAAAAAUGGAGCUGGAGUAGCCUUUGCCAAAGUUGUGGUACCUACUAUUACCCUGCUUCUGGAGAAGGGUACUCCAAAGCUGAAACGGAACAUGGCUGCUGGAGCAUUCUUGGCAGACAGUGCGGAAGCACUAGAUCCUGCAGACAGACCCCACGAUGUCGACGUUUCUGUUUCAACUGAAGAACCUUUUUUAGAUCCAAUGGAUGCAGAUGUCCGUAUAGGAUGUGUGGAUCUGCCUGUCUGUCUGGCCAGUUCAUCUUUCACUAAGCUGAAUGAUUCCAAAAACCAUCUGUUGUUAAUGAAGAAAGUAACUUGGAUAGUAAAUGGCCUGAUGUUGCCCACUGAUGUCAAAAGAGGGAAAACCAAGUAUCUGCUUUCUAAUAGAAUGAAGAAACAGAGUGAGGAGAUUUCAGUAUCAACUUGGGCUUUUCAGAAUGGCAGGGGUCAGGAUGGGUGUGACAUAACAAUGGGGCAGGAGGCACUGACACAGGUACUAUUUGCUAAAUACAACCUUUCUCAGAGACUUACAAGUGAUUUCCAAUUUUCUAUGGUUCUUUUGUCAUUAGAGAGUUCUCUGCUUGAAAAGCGCCUGCAAAAUUCCAUCAUACCUUUGCAGGGACUUGUUUGGGUGGAUAAGGGAGAAGGUUCCAGCCCCUCAGGAGCUAAGAUGUACAUUCAAGAAGUUCUAUUGGCCUUGCACCAACGAUUAAAGUCUGCAAAAAACUAUUGUAAACAGAUGCUUAUUAAAUUUGAAUGA